AUGAAUGCAGAGGUAUACCUGCAGGGGAUAUUUGCCUACUAUGGAGUAGAAGAAGAAGAAGAAGUAGAAGAAGACAACGCCGACAACGAUGAUGACGACGAAAGAAGAAGAUGGAUGAGGGCAAGCGAGGAGGGGAGAAGUGGGGGAUUAGCGGACCGGGAGAGGAUUGGGAUGCACGGAUUACUUAUAGCAUCGAGCAACCAGACUGAUGGGACAAGAACAGGCCGGAAGAUCCGCAGGGAAUUAUUGGAAAGCCUCUGGGGCCGGUCGAUCAGUAUCAAGUCGGGUCAGCUCAAAUCAGAUCAGGCCGAAUCAGGUUCAGUCCGAGUCAGUAGUCAGUCAGUCCCUCACUCACUCUCUCUCAUUCAUGGGCACCGGAAAGCCCAAGAGACAGGCUGA
Messenger RNA from Aspergillus costaricaensis CBS 115574, 399 nucleotides. RefSeq lists its product as uncharacterized. The transcript is spliced from 4 exons. The record is from RefSeq and is a predicted model, not a curated record. Lineage: Eukaryota; Fungi; Ascomycota; Eurotiomycetes; Eurotiales; Aspergillaceae. The coding region runs from base 1 to 399 and encodes 132 amino acids.